CCGAAGGCUACACCAAAGCCGUGCGUUGCCGUCGACGACAACGCCCGCGGACUAGUAGUAGUAGUCGAGACGUCGACGCAAACCACUUCGUUCCUGUCGGAGAAACACACGGCACACGCACGCGUUCGCGCGAUCGUUCGAUCUCACAUCAGCAGACUACAGGAUUUAUUAUUAUAAUUAUUAUCAUCAUUAUCAUCAUCAUCAUCAUCAUCGCACUCGUCGCUGCCGCCAAGACGUUUGAAUCGGCGAACGCCGUAACGUAUCGAAGUUCAUCAUUUCGUGUAAACCUUGUACGUCGUCCGCUCAUUGUCGUGUUCCCUGCACUUACUUAUCGUACCGCGGGCAGUUCAGCUGCGCUACCGGUGUUCUUCACCGGGAAUAGUGCGUGACCGAGGGAAAUAUAGAGGCAAAAAAAUAAGGUGACGGUGCCGAAAUCGCUAGACUUCUCCACUUCGGCUGCGGCCGCGGAUUUUCGCUUUAACAACGGCUGCAACAGCAGCAGGAGCAGUGACAGCAGUAGAGACGGUUUCAGGACCUGAACCCGCACAUGAUUUGAGAGGUUCGUUCGUUGUCGGGCAGUAGUCCUGUGUACCGCAGUGGUCGACCGGCGUUGCGGCAGGCUCUGGGUCCGGUCGGAUGCGCGACGACUUUGAUCUUCAGCUGGUGCAGCAGCAGCAGCAGCUGAAACAGAGAGACGUCGUCGCCGACGACGACGAUCACCAACGGACGAGCAGACAGCGGAUGCACCACCACCACCAUCAUAAUCACCAGCAGCAGCAGCAGCAGCAACAGCAACAGCAACAGGAACGUCACGGUGACGACGAAGACGACCAGGGCCAUCGCCAGCGUCGUCGUCAUCAACAGCAGCGAAACGGGUCGAACACGAACCGUUUGUUGAACGAUACAGACGAAGACGACGACGACGACGACGCCGACGGCGACAACGACGACGACGACGACGACGAAACGGACAUUGACGACGGUGGCGGAGGCGGUGAUACGACUACCACGACGACAACGGACAGCACUGGCGGCGGUGGCGGCGGCGGCGGUGGUGGCAAUGACGAUGUGGACAUGAUGAUAAUGAUGGAUACGGCUCAGCCGUCCACGACUGCCGGUGGUGAAUCACCACAAACACCGACAUCACCACCGGCACCACCGGUGCAGUUAACAAUCAAAGUCGAUCCGGCCGCUUCGCCGUCGUCUUCAUCGACCCCACCGCCGCCAACGGUGGCCAUGCCGUCCAUAAACACUAGCGCCACCUCUACCGAACAGCAGCAACAGGAUGAUUACGAUAUGACGACGACGACCACCGGGAUCGGUUACAGUGGCGUCAGUGAUGGAUAUACAUCUACUGCUACAUCGGCAGGUCUUCCCGAUAUGAUAGGCGGAAGUCACCUUCACCCACAUCAUCACCACCAUUUACUCCUUCUACAUCACCAGCAACAGCAACAACAGCAUCAUCCACACACACUGCCAUCACAACACCAGACCGGCAGCAGCUAUUACAGCGGAGACAGUGGCCAACAUCAUCAUUCGUCUGGGACGGCAAUACCACCACCAGCACCACCAUUACCAUUACUGCUACACGACCAACAGCAGCAGCAAAUCGGUGGUGAUCUGCAGCUACAACUCCAGUUGCACCACCAGCACCAGCACCAACAACAGCAACAACACCACCAACUAUUACAGCAGCACCAGCAACAGCAACAACACGAAGACUUAUCACGACACCACCAUCACCACCAUCAUCACCUGCAGCUGCAGCAGCAGCAUCUGGUCGAACACCAGCACCCUCACCAUCACCAUCAUGAACUCUCUACCACCGCGGCUCACCAUCACCUACAGACCCAACAGCAACAUCAGCAAUUUCCUUCGGCACACCUACAUCACCCGCAGUAUCUCCAGCAGCAACAGCAGCGGCAACAGUUUUCACCGGCUGUGACGGCGGCCAAUCUUGUUCAUUCGCACUAUCACCAGCAGCAACAACAGCAGCAGCAGCAGCAACACCAUCACCACCACCACCACCUGCAGCAGCUCCAACAGCAUGUAGUCAACGACGGUGGUGGCGAAGAUGACGACGAAAACAUAGUCAGCUCGGCCGCCACCGGUGACGGCGGAUAUUCAACGUCAACGUCGGCCGCCGCGGCCGCUGCAGCCGCCUCAGCAGCCGCGUAUGCCGCUGCAGCAGCGCUCUAUGGUGGUGGCAGCCAAAGCCAUCCCGGUGGUCAUCUGCAUGGAGGCCAUCACCAACAGCAACAACAGCACAUGUUACUGCCACCAGUGGGGUCAAGUUCGGUAACACAGCAUCAGCAACUUGACAUGCAGCAGCACCAUCACCAAAUGAUGGUGAUAGGUGGUGGCACACCCACUCUACCUCCGCUACCAGCAGCACCUGAUAGCCCUCCUACUCCGGCUUUACAACAACUAAGAGCAGCAGUAGCAGCGGCAGCGGCGGAUCCGACGUCGGGUGGAGUGUUAUCUUCACCGCCGGUGGUCAAGUCCAGGCGGACAGCUGUGUCGGCGACGAUAAACGACACUGGCGGUACCGGCGGCGGAACAGCCGGUCGCUGCGGCGGUGGAGGUCGUGGCCGAGGUCGCAGAGUGGCCACGACCACUGUGACUGGAGGUGUUUCGGGUGCGUCCACGGCAGCCCUUCAGCAGCAGCAACAGCAGUCACCGUUAUUGUUGCACCCGCAUCACACACAUCCGCACCAUCACUCGCACUUGCAACAGCAGCAGCAGCAGUUCGGCAGCGGAGGUAGUGGCCCACCUACUACUCCGGCGACGACCGUGGCCUCAGAACAGCAGCAGAGCCCACCUCUGGACAGGGUGUUCAUAUGGGACUUGGAUGAAACGAUUAUCGUGUUCAACUCGCUGUUGACGGGCGGCUACGCGGCGGCCCAUGGCAAGGACCAACGUGUAAUGCAGCCACUUGGUUACCGAAUGGAAGAGAUGAUUUUCACGCUGGCCGACCAGAGCUUUUUUUUCAACGAGAUUGAGGAGUGCGGUGGUGGUGAUCAGGCGCAGCACAUCGACGACGCCGCGUCCGACGACAAUGGUCAAGACCUUUCGGGUUAUGAUUUCGGUGCGGAUGGAUUUUCUGCAUCCAAUGUCAAUGCGCAGCAACAACAGCACCACUUUAUCAACCAGCACCACUUCAACAACUCCGGGAGCUCCAGCAAUAGUAGCAACAACCAUCAGCAGCACCAGUACCAGCAACAGCACCACCAGUACCAGCAGCCAUACCAGCACCAUCAGCAACAGCAACACCAUCAAAUGAUGAGCCCCGCCGGUGGAACUUCCAUCGCUAAUUCGACAUCAUCGUCCGGCAAUGGUCUGAGAGGCACCGGGAGCAUACGCGGUGGAGGCGGUGGUGGUGGAGUGGACUGGAUGCGAAAAUUGGCGUUCCGGUACCGCCGAGUUAAGGAGCUGUAUAACCAGUACCGAAACUCCGUCGGAGGGCUUUUGGGACCCCGCAAACGGGACGCGUGGCUUCAACUCCGGGCCGAUAUCGAACUGCACACGGACGAUUGGCUUACGAUGGCCGUCAAGUGCUUGAACGUCAUCAACUCGAGGCCCAAUUGCGUCAACGUGCUGGUCACCACCACCCAUCUGAUCCCUGCGUUGGCCAAGCUGCUCCUGUACGGGUUGGGGCCGCAUUUUUCAGUGGAAAACGUUUACUCGGCCGCUGGGGGUGGCGGCGGUGGUCCGUCGACGGGCGGCAGCAAAUCGGGAAGCGGAACCGCGGCUGCGGCGACGACGGCUGCGGGCUCGUCCAAGGAAUCGUGUUUCGACCGAGUGGUGCAGCGAUACGGUCGGAAGUGCACUUACGUGGUGAUUGGAGACGGGGCUGAGGAGGAGCGAGCUGCUCGUCAGAUGAACUUUCCGUUCUGGCGAGUAUCUGGACACAGUGAUCUGCGGGCUCUAUACAAUGCUUUGGACAUGGGAUUCCUGUGAAUCGACGCAGUGGAAGCAACACCAAUACCGGUACAACACUAACAACACUAUUGUUAUUUUACAUUGAUGUUGGUUUAAACUUUAAAAUGUUUUACUUCUUCGCGUGACACACGUUUAUCAAUACUCGUAUAUACUUUACACGUGUGUCGCGACGGUGGCGUCCAAUACGUGUAUGUAUAUAUAUAUAUAUAUAUUUCGUCGCAUUAUGAGAGUGUUUAUAUUGUUUUUAUAUUAUAAUUAUUAUUGAUUUUAUCAUUAUGUAUCUAUUUAACUAUGUCUCGUUUAUGCGAUCGUAUUCAUGUAUACGAUAUAUACAUUAUUACUACGCUUAUCUACAUCGCAUUUUAUUAUUAUUAUA
Molecule: messenger RNA, 4318 nt
Organism: Sipha flava (yellow sugarcane aphid)
Lineage: Eukaryota; Metazoa; Arthropoda; Insecta; Hemiptera; Aphididae
Product: DNA N6-methyl adenine demethylase-like
Exons: 9
Coding region: 637-3960 (1107 amino acids)
Biological process (GO): cell differentiation; multicellular organism development; negative regulation of extrinsic apoptotic signaling pathway in absence of ligand
Cellular component (GO): nucleus
Molecular function (GO): protein tyrosine phosphatase activity
Source: RefSeq, a predicted model, not a curated record